This is a messenger RNA of Sebastes umbrosus (honeycomb rockfish), 1561 nucleotides long. RefSeq names its product hyaluronidase 3 (gene hyal3). Lineage: Eukaryota; Metazoa; Chordata; Actinopteri; Perciformes; Sebastidae. Gene Ontology annotation, biological process: hyaluronan catabolic process; carbohydrate metabolic process. Gene Ontology annotation, cellular component: acrosomal vesicle. Bases 203 to 1525 code for a protein of 440 amino acids. The record is from RefSeq and is a predicted model, not a curated record. Gene Ontology annotation, molecular function: hyalurononglucosaminidase activity. The transcript is spliced from 7 exons.
CCUCCAGAGGAGGCUGUAUUAUUCAGUUAUAAACUGAUCCUGGAGCAGAUUUCAGUGACUGUUAUCAGCUGAUGUCAUCGGUGACGCAAGAAUGAAAGCUGACCUCAGAUCAGCUGUCAGUCAAACACAUUGAGGAGAACCUGAGGAGGACGAGCAGAGACACUGAACAUGAAGGACAGGAUACGUCAGUGGGUGAGCAGCCAUGCUGCUGCUGUAUCACCUCCCUCUACCCUUCCUCCUCCUCCUUCUCUUCCUCUCUCUGUCACCGACCUCCACCCGUGGAGUUGUCCUCCCCCACGCCCUGAUGCCUGCUGUAGCUGCAGCAGCUCCGAUCCUGCAGGACCAGCCCUUCGUGGUGGUGUGGAACAUGCCCACGGCACAGUGUCAGAAACACUACAACAUCCACCUGGACCUGGGAGACUUCGAUAUCGUGGAGAACCAACAGCAGCAGUUCCAGGGACAGAAAAUGACCAUCUUCUACCGUGACUGCCUGGGGAAAUAUCCGUACCUCUCCCAAGACGGCAGGAAGGUAAACGGAGGGAUCCCGCAGCUCGGCGACCUCUCGGCUCACCUUUCCCUCACGGUGACGCAGACGUCCGGCUCGCUGCAGUCAAACUUCACCGGUGUAGCCGUUAUCGACUGGGAAGAGUGGCAGCCAUUGUGGAAGAGAAACAUUGGAACCAAGAUGGAGUACCGGAGGCAGUCCAGGCUGCUGGUGAGACAAGAGAGACCGGACUUGUCAGAGAGGGCCAUUACAUCGUUGGCAAGGCAACAGUUUGAGGAGAGUGCUCGGAGGUUCAUGGAGGAGACGCUGCAGUCGGUGGUCCGAGAUCGCCCCAAGGGAUUCUGGGGGUUUUAUGGUUUUCCUGUCUGCUUUAAUAAGAACAAGAGAAAGACAGAUGAAAGCUACACAGGACGCUGCCACGCGGGGACCAAAAAGCAAAAUGACCGUCUGUCCUGGCUCUGGCGUCAGUCCACUGCUCUCUAUCCCAGCGUCUACCUGCCACAAAGGCUUGCAGGAUCCAAGGACGCAGCUCUCAUGGUCAGACACAGACUGCUGGAGGCUUUGAGGGUGGCGUCAGUUUGGCGCCAUGGCGACAAUACCAGUAAAGCCACACCGGUCCUUCCCUACGCCCGGCUAGCGUUCACACACUCUCUCACUUUUCUGAAUAAGACAGACCUGGUGCACACACUGGGGGAGAGUGCGGCGCUGGGAGCUGCUGGAGUGGUGCUGUGGGGAGAGCAGAAAUUUGCCAAAUCUAAGCAUCAGUGCAUUCUCCUCAGGGACUACAUACACACCGUCUUGGGUCCUUUCGUCCAGUCACUGAGGUCCGACGCAAAGCGCUGCAGCCUCAAAUUUUGCCACGGCAACGGACGGUGCGCCAGGCGACGCCCCAGCUGUAGUCACAUGUUCUCGUCAGGUCCAGCUGUGACCUCUGACCCUUUUCACAACCACUUCAUAUGUCAGUGCUACCCGGGCCGGACCGGGCCGGAGUGUCAAGAGGAAGACCAAACACGAAAGUAGUAAUGCCAAAAUAAAUUAAAACACAUAAAUACUUGA